Glycine soja is the source of this 1529-nucleotide messenger RNA. Its product is annotated as zinc finger CCCH domain-containing protein 2-like. The transcript has a single exon. Gene Ontology annotation, molecular function: metal ion binding. Lineage: Eukaryota; Viridiplantae; Streptophyta; Magnoliopsida; Fabales; Fabaceae. Bases 75 to 1130 code for a protein of 351 amino acids. The record is from RefSeq and is a predicted model, not a curated record.
CUAACAAUAAUCAAUCUUCACUCAAUUUCUCUCUCUCUCUCUCUAAUUUACUACACACACACAAAAAAAAAAAGAUGAGUAGUGUUUUUUCAGAACACAAAUUCCAACUUCAACCCUCCCACCAACUUCUCUCCCUCAAGAAAUCCCUCGGAGACAUUGACAUCCCAGUCCCACCAAGGAAGCUCCUCACCCGCCGCUCCGCCGCCGUCCACGACGGCUCCGGCGACAUUUAUCUGCCUCACAGUGGCUCCACUGACUCCUCCACCGACGAUGACUCCGAUGGCGACCCCUAUGCCUCCGACCAAUUCCGCAUGUUCGAGUUCAAGGUCCGACGAUGUAGUCGCAGCCGGAGCCAUGAUUGGACAGACUGUCCCUUUGUGCAUCCCGGUGAGAAGGCCCGUCGUCGGGACCCUCGCCGGUUUUAUUACUCUGGAACAGUCUGUCCAGAGUUUCGCCGCGGUCAGUGUGACCGCGGCGAUGCAUGUGAGUUUUCACAUGGGGUGUUUGAGUGCUGGCUGCACCCUUCUAGGUAUAGGACCGAGGCUUGCAAGGAUGGCAAGAAUUGCAAGCGAAAAGUUUGCUUCUUUGCUCACACCCCUCGCCAACUCAGGGUUUUUCAUUCCAAUGACAAUAGUAACAAGAAAAAGUGCACCGAUAUAAGCCCUCAUAAUAACAACAAUUGUUGUUUGGUUUGUCAUUGCUCUAAUUCUACUCGUUCACCAACUUCUACCUUGUUUGGCAUGUCUCAUUUUUCUCCUCCAUUAUCACCACCUUCUCCUUCUUCGCCUUCUAUGUUUGAGACCAACAACCAUCAUCAUGGUGUUGUGAAAUAUAAUAAGGAUGUUUUCUCUGAGCUUGUGUGUUCCAUGGAGGGUUUGAAUUUUGAUGAGGCUUCUUCACUGUUGUCUGCUGCUUCUAAGCCUCAUCAUCACAACAAUUUGUCUUCUUGGCUUGAUGUUUCUAAGGAUCACAAUCAAAAACAGUUCAAUACUCUUAAUUCGCCAACCAUCACUGCUUGUGGAAGCUUUUCCAAUAAUGGAAAUGGGGGAUUUUUGAGAGCAGAAAAUGGGGUUGUUGUUGAUGAUGUCAUUGCCCCAGAUCUCGCAUGGGUGAAUGAAUUGCUGAUGUAGAUUAUAUGCAACAUCUGAAGAAGAAGAUGAUGAUGAUGACAAAAAGAGUGGUUCGUGGUGGGAUUUGUGAUGAGGAUUUACCCCAAGUGUAAAUACAUGUUGGAGCUAGCAACAUAUAUUACAUCCUUGUCUUCUAUUGUUAUUGUUAUUGUUAGUUAUUGUUUCUUAAGAACUUCAUUGCUUUCUGAAUUUGUUUUUAAGAUUUGUCAAAAUUAAAUUCUGUAAUUUUUAUAUAUGUCCAUUAAAGUAGAUAUAAUCUGUUGUUCCGGGGAUUCUGUAGAAAGUUAAACUGAUUCAUGGGAUGGGAUGUUGAAUUUUUCUUUUCUGUUUUGGAUUUUUCGUUGUUUUUAAUUAAUUAUCUUCUUGAUAUUGUGAGAAUUAUUACGUGCGUUAAGCUCA